Molecule: messenger RNA, 2387 nt
Organism: Syzygium oleosum
Lineage: Eukaryota; Viridiplantae; Streptophyta; Magnoliopsida; Myrtales; Myrtaceae
Product: disease resistance protein Roq1-like
Exons: 6
Coding region: 126-2297 (723 amino acids)
Biological process (GO): defense response; signal transduction
Molecular function (GO): ADP binding
Source: RefSeq, a predicted model, not a curated record
GGGAUCAAACUCGAGGUGUAUAUAACACCUGCAAAGCAUGAGCAUUUCAUAGGAUUCGUCAGCUAUUGAACCAGAGAAAACUAUCAGCUGAGCAGAGAGCGAUAGGUUGGUUUUGCUUUUCGGCAAUGAGUGGUUCUGUCUGGUCUUCCGAUGCCUCCACUCGUGGUAGGUGGACAUACGAUGUGUUCUUGAGCUUUAGAGGAGAAGAUACGCGGAGAAGAUUCACUGGCCAUCUUUACUCUGCCUUGGAAGACGCAGGAAUCAAUGCUUUCAGGGAUGACGAUGCCCUUCCGAGAGGAGAGAAGAUCUCAUCCGAACUCCUGCAAGCUAUAGAAGAGUCAAGGAUAUCGAUUAUCAUUUUCUCGACGAAUUAUGCCAAUUCCAGGUGGUGUCUCGAAGAGCUUGAGAAGAUUAUGGAGGUCAAGGAAAUGCAUGGGCAGCUGGUCCUUCCCGUGUUCUAUGACGUCGAUCCUUCAGAAGUGCGGAAACAGACAGGUAGUUUUGCCCGAGCAUUUGCUGAACAUGAAGCCUGUUUCGAAGAAGAGAGGGACAGAGUCGAUAGGUGGAGGACAGCUCUUACAAAUGCAGGAAAUUUAUCGGGCUGGGAUCUGAAGAAUGUUGCAGAUGGGCAUGAGGCCAUACUUAUCCAGGCAAUCAUUAACGACGUAUUGCAAGAAUUGCCAGACACAUACCUGGAUGUACCAACCUUCCGGGUUGGACUUGAAACUCGAUUAGAGAAAAUAAAAUCUUUGCUAAACCUAGGCUCGGAUGAGGUGCUCUUCAUAGGAAUCUGUGGAAGAGAAGGAAUUGGCAAGACGACGAUAGCUGAAGCUGUUUAUAACCAUUUCUUCCAUGCCUUUGAAGGGAGAAGUUUACUUGCGAACGUGAGCGGAGAUUUCUGGCAACUGAAUGAUCUAGUUAGCUUGCAAGAGCAACUUCUUUCAGACAUUGUGAAGCAUAAAAGCAUAAAGAUAUGCAAUAUUCGUAGGGGAAUUAGUGUCAUUAAGAGAACUUUAUGCAAUAAAAGGGUUCUUGUUGUGCUGGAUGAUGUGAGGGAUCUUAUGCAAAUCAAAGCACUAGCCAGAGAACGUGAUUGGUUUGGUCCGGGCAGUAGGAUCAUUAUAACAACAAGAGAUCAAUGUUUACUGCAGGACUUUAAUGGGGAUGGCACAUAUAUGGUUGAGCAGUUGGAUGACAAUGAUGCUCUUCAGCUUUUCAGUUGGCACGCCUUUGGUGAUUCUCAUCCCAAAGAAGAAUUCAUGGAACUUUCAAAAGAGAUUGCAAGUCAUUGUAAAGGAGAACCCUUAGCUCUUGAAGUCUUGGGUUCUUUCUUCUCAGAUAGAAGUUUGGUUGAAUGGAGAAGCGCAUUCGCACAUCUGAAAAGGACAGGUUUCGAUUCGCUCUGUGAUGACAAAGAGAAGGAUGAGUUGCCCUGCAUUGCCAAAGACUUUUUUCAUUGCAGUCUCCCAAAGUGCGAUAGUGAAAACAAUGUUCGCCAGAGAAGGUGCCUAGCAAAUGUUGGUCAAAAGAAGUUGAUGUACCGUGAGUUGCUUCAGGCCUUGGGAAGAGAGAUUGCCUGGGAAGAAUCUUCUAAAAACCCCAGAAACAUCCGGACGACAUUGAAAACAGGGCAGAAGGAAAGCCAACUGCAGGAUCCCGAGAUAGAAGCUUUGGCAAUGUACCCGGAGGCAACACCAUCCGAGCAUUCUGGACAAAAUCUACAAACAACUUCCCCAGUCGAUGAAUCGCAAAGUUCAAUACCAAAUAAAGUGAAGUUCGUGUGUGACAAGAUUAAUAUGCUUGGGAAGAAUGCAGAUGCAAUUGUGCAUGGUUUCCGAGAGCAUGUGAGAUUGAGUCCCGGAAUCACAGCGAUGGUGAGGGGGAAAUUGAGUUUUGGGGCAAGAGUUCUUCAGCUUGGUGGCAUAGAGAAACUUUUCCGGGAAUUGUUCAGUUGGGAAGAUGGAGAAAAAUUAAUGGAGUCUUUCGAAUGUUAUUGGUUGACUUCAACCAGUCCUAUUGCAGCGGGCCUUCUCUUUAUCUCCACUGAAAAAUUUGCAUUUUGGAGUGAGAGAUCUGUAGAAGUGGUUUCUCCAGGUGGGGGAUCAACCAAAAUCCAUUACGAGAUGAAGGUACCGAUAAGAAAGAUUAAGGCGGUGAACGAAACUGAGAAUGUGGAGAGACCGCCUCAGAAAUACAUAAACAUUGUUACAGUGGAUGACUCUGAUUUCUGGUUCACAGGAUUCUUCAAUUAUCAGAAAGCACUAAAGAAUCUUCGGAGGGCGAUUCAUCAGGAAUAGAUGGCUUCUAGUCCAGUCAUUUUUAGAGUCGUAAUGUUGCAAAUCCAUUUGAGAUGGCAAAAUAAGAGAACUUCUAUGAGAAACUUGAAA